GUUAAAUGUUUAAGUUCAACUUCAUAAUUUCUUUUUGCCUAAAAUUCAAUGAGACUCGUGCAAUUUUACAAAGAAAGAUCUAUCAUCUAUUAUACCAUCAUGUCAUUAUGUCAUUUGCCUUGAUCAUCAUUUGCACAUUACAUGGACCCUCAAAAAUCUUAGCCUAUCUUUCCAAUCUUGAAAUUUAAUCAUUAUUAUCCAUAAAUUUACCCCACCAUCAAAACAUCAAAAAUAAAAACCACAAAUUUCUCAAAUUCAGCUUUAAGAAAUUAAUCUACUUACUCUCCGUUAAAAGUGUCAUAUUCUCUAACUUCAUUUCUCUCCUUUUCAAUAUCAUUUAGGUUCCUUAUUCGAUCAAAUUUUCUAUUAGAAAGUGACUUUUGUUAAUACAAACAUUUUUGCAAAUCAAGGAAGAGAUUAACAUCAUCCAAAAUCAUUCCAAUUUCGAUUAUUUAAUCUUUUUAAUUAUCAUAGGUUUUGUAAAGAGAUAAAAAAUGCAAGCUUCAACUUUUAUGGUCAAAGGCAAUUUGGGGUUUGAAUUUCCAAACCAUAGAGUGGCUAGGAUUGGUGGGUCUAGGGGUUCAAGCUCUGUUCUUUGCAGCAAUUUGAGAUUUAAGGAUAUUAAUGAGAAUAAUUUCAAAAAUAAUUCUCUUAAAUUGAGUUGUGGGUCACUUUCAAUGGGAGCUGGAUUUGGAAGAUUGGGACUUGAUCAUGUAUUGAGGUCAUCAGCCAAGUAUAGAUCAGUCAAGGCUCAAGCUUCUUCUGGAGGGGAUCUUGAAGAUGCUACGCCCGUCAAAUAUCAUGGAAAAUCAUCUGGAUCAGUUUUGCCAUAUGUUGGUGUUGCUUGUUUAGGAGCUAUCUUAUUUGGAUAUCAUCUCGGUGUGGUUAAUGGAGCUCUUGACUACCUAUCUGCGGAUUUGGCUAUUGCUGGCAAUACGGUUCUGCAAGGAUGGGUUGUGAGCAUAUUACUUGCCGGAGCAACUGUUGGUUCAUUUACCGGCGGAUCUUUGGCUGAUCAAUUUGGAAGAACACGAACUUUCCAGUUAGAUGCGAUUCCGCUUGCAAUCGGAGCUUAUCUCUGUGCGACCGCAAAGAGUGUACAGGUAAUGAUGAUCGGCCGUUUACUUUGUGGCAUUGGAAUUGGUGUUUCGUCUGCCUUGGUCCCAUUAUACAUUUCUGAGAUCUCACCAACUGAGAUUCGGGGUGCACUUGGUUCUGUCAAUCAGCUUUUUAUAUGCAUUGGAAUUCUUGUUGCUUUGGUUGCUGGAUUGCCGUUGGCAGGAAACCCUUCUUGGUGGAGAACAAUGUUCGGUGUAGCGACAAUUCCCUCAGUUCUCUUGGCUCUCGGGAUGGGUUUCUGUCCAGAAAGCCCUAGGUGGCUUUUCCAGCAAGGAAAAAUUGCGGAAGCACAAAAGGCUGUGGCCGCCCUCUAUGGAAAAGAAAGGGUUCCUGAGGUGAUAAAUGAUUUGAGAACAUCUGUUCAAGGUUCUUCUGAACCUGAAGCUGGUUGGUUUGAUCUGUUCAGUAGCCGUUAUUGGAAAGUGGUAAGUGUUGGUGCUGCACUUUUCCUGUUCCAGCAAAUGGCGGGAAUCAAUGCUGUAGUAUAUUACUCGACUUCUGUUUUCCGUAGUGCCGGAAUUACAUCCGAUGUUGCUGCUAGUGCCCUCGUUGGAGCAUCAAAUGUUUUUGGCACUGUUAUUGCCUCUUCUCUAAUGGACAGGCAGGGAAGAAAAAGCCUGCUAAUGACAAGUUUCUCCGGAAUGGCUGCUUCAAUGUUGUUGCUGUCUCUAUCAUUCACUUGGAAGGUUCUAGCGCCAUACUCGGGCACACUUGCCGUCAUAGGGACUGUCCUAUACGUGCUUUCCUUUUCUCUCGGUGCUGGUCCUGUGCCUGCUCUUCUACUUCCCGAGAUCUUUGCAUCUAGGAUCCGAGCAAAAGCAGUCGCUUUGUCACUGGGAAUGCAUUGGGCUUCGAACUUCAUCAUCGGGCUUUACUUCUUGAGCGUAGUGACCAAGUUUGGCAUCAGCACAGUGUAUCUGGGCUUCGCACUUGUGUGUGUGCUAGCCGUGUUGUACAUCGCUGGUAACGUUGUCGAAACAAAAGGCCGAUCAUUGGAGGAGAUCGAACUUGCUCUAAACCCUGCUGCUUAAUUUAGAGGAUGUUUUUUUUUUUUUCCAAUUUAGAGAGAAUUGUUUUUGUUAGUAAUAAUAAUAAUAAUUCCUGGUUUUUGGAAUAAAUUUUUACUCCUACUUGUAAAACUAAGAAUGUGAAUUGAAACUUUCUAGCUUAACUUAAUGUCUUUGGAUUUGCACUUGUUUUUUUAGAGGCACUACUAGAUGUGGGCCUGAUUUGAUUUAUUCGGACAUUAAAAGAAAAGAAAAAAAAAUGACGUACUCAUUUG
Molecule: messenger RNA, 2401 nt
Organism: Amaranthus tricolor (Joseph's coat)
Lineage: Eukaryota; Viridiplantae; Streptophyta; Magnoliopsida; Caryophyllales; Amaranthaceae
Product: plastidic glucose transporter 4
Exons: 14
Coding region: 495-2150 (551 amino acids)
Biological process (GO): transmembrane transport; carbohydrate transport
Cellular component (GO): membrane
Molecular function (GO): carbohydrate:proton symporter activity
Source: RefSeq, a predicted model, not a curated record